Messenger RNA from Chanos chanos (milkfish), 420 nucleotides. It is a transcript of the gene nppa, whose product is annotated as natriuretic peptide A. Gene Ontology annotation, cellular component: extracellular region; cytoplasm. NCBI's taxonomy places the organism in Eukaryota, Metazoa, Chordata, Actinopteri, Gonorynchiformes, Chanidae. The transcript is spliced from 2 exons. The coding region runs from base 1 to 420 and encodes 139 amino acids. The record is from RefSeq and is a predicted model, not a curated record. Gene Ontology annotation, molecular function: hormone activity; hormone receptor binding. Gene Ontology annotation, biological process: cGMP biosynthetic process; receptor guanylyl cyclase signaling pathway; negative regulation of systemic arterial blood pressure.
AUGAUCCGAGGAAUUUUCCUUACAGGACUGUUGAUCCUUCUUUGUCAAGAGAUGCACGUAAUGACUCAUGUGCUGAGCCGACCAAACUCUGCAAACACCAUCGCUAAGCUAAAGGGCUUUUUGCAGCAGUUUGAGGAAGCCUUGGCCAGUGAGGAGCCAGCUGACAAAGCCGUGGAUUAUGAGGAUGCUACCCUCUCUACAGAGCAGGGCCAGCCUGAAAUGGCAUGGCAAAGUGACAGCGAGGCCCAGAACACAGCCAGGGAAGAUGGCACUCCUCGCGGGGGGUACGAGGCACAGAGGAACCGCCUGAUGGAUCUGUUGACAGCCACCCGGAGCAAAACUUUCUCUGGCUGCUUUGGAGGGCGACUAGACCGCAUCGGGUCAUCAAGCGGCCUUGGCUGUAACUCAAAGAGAGGUUAG